UGUAACUAGGACGCAAUGAGUUUUACCGGUAAAGUGGCAAUUGUGACUGGUGCUAGCUCUGGUAUAGGAGCUGCGACAGCCGUAGCUCUUGCCAAAGAUGGUGCCAAGGUAGUCCUGGUGGCUAGAAACGAGAUCAAACUAAGUCAAGUCGCCCAGCAAUGCAAACAACACGACGCCAAGUAUCUCAUCAUCAAGGCUGAUGUCUCCAAAGACGAAGAAGUCAAAACCAUUGUGGAAAAAACUAUCGAUCAUUUCGGUCAGAUAGACGUACUGGUCAACAAUGCUGGAUUUGGCAAAAACGCAUCGAUACUAAACGAGAAUAUUAUGGAAUGUUUCGACCUCGUUAUGAACACGAAUCUGCGUGCAGGCGUCCUCCUAACGCACUUGGCUGCUCCACAUUUAGUCAAGACUAAAGGCAACGUCAUCAAUAUAUCAAGCGUUAUCUCUUUACGCAUUCCUUCAGAAGGUUAUCUGCCUUAUGCAGUAUCAAAAGCAGGGUUGGAUCACUUCACACGCUGCGUUGCUUUGGACUUAUCUCCUCACGGGGUAAGGGUCAACUGCAUCAACCCUGGACCCGUCAAAACCGAUGUAGUAGCGAAUGCAGGGGUCUCAAAUCCAGAUAUAGUAUGGGAGCACUGGAAAGCGAAAACGCUACUUAAGAGAAUAGGAGAGCCAGAAGAGAUCGCGGACUUGGUACUGUUCCUGGCAAGUGAUAAGGCAAGAAGCAUUACUGGAUCCACAUUUGUGUCGGAUAACGGAAUACUCUUGUCUUGAAUUAAAAUGAUUUUAUAAUUGUUCGUUAUAAAUA
This is a messenger RNA of Cydia fagiglandana, 808 nucleotides long. RefSeq lists its product as uncharacterized. Gene Ontology annotation, molecular function: oxidoreductase activity. The record is from RefSeq and is a predicted model, not a curated record. NCBI's taxonomy places the organism in Eukaryota, Metazoa, Arthropoda, Insecta, Lepidoptera, Tortricidae. The transcript has a single exon. The coding region runs from base 16 to 774 and encodes 252 amino acids.